Messenger RNA from Drosophila takahashii, 813 nucleotides. It is a transcript of the gene Smn, whose product is annotated as survival motor neuron. NCBI's taxonomy places the organism in Eukaryota, Metazoa, Arthropoda, Insecta, Diptera, Drosophilidae. The record is from RefSeq and is a predicted model, not a curated record. Gene Ontology annotation, biological process: mRNA processing. Gene Ontology annotation, cellular component: cytoplasm; nucleus. Gene Ontology annotation, molecular function: RNA binding.
CCUUUUUGGAAACGUGAUACCUGAAAGGAUAGCCACCCAAGAUGACCGACGAGGCCAACACCGCCGUGUGGGAUGACUCCCUGCUGGUGAAGACGUACGACGAGUCCGUGGGCCUGGCCCGCGAGGCGCUGGCCCGCCGCCUGGCCGAUUCCACCAACAAGCGCGCGGAGGAAAACGCAGCCGCCGACGACGAGGAAGCUGGCGAGGAUUUGGCCACUGGCGGGGUCACCAGCCCCGAACCGGUGUCCUUCAAGGUGGGCGACUACGCCCGGGCCACCUACGUGGAUGGCCUGGACUACGAGGGCGCCGUGGUGUCGAUCGACGAGGAGAAGGGCACCUGCGUCAUCCGCUACUUGGGCUACGAGAACGAGCAGGAGGUGCUGCUCCUGGACCUCCUGCCCACCUGGGGCAAGCGGGUGCGCCGCGAGCAGUUCUUGGAGGCCAAAAAGGAGGGCACUGCCACUGCUGCUCAGCUCAAAACUCCCAAGACUGCCACUGCUGGUCAUCCGAAGACUAGCAAGUCAUCCGGAAGACUGGUCAUGCCGCCCAUGCCACCGGUGCCGCCCAUGAUUGCCGGACAGGGAGACGGCGGCGAGCAGGACUUUGUGGCCAUGCUCACCGCCUGGUACAUGUCCGGCUACUAUACGGGUCUCUACCAGGGAAAGAAGGAGGCCACUACCAAUAAUGCCAACUGCAGCGCCAAGAAGAAGACGCCCAAGAAGUGAUUCCAUCUCUCAACUCAUCUCCACAUCUUUCCUAAAGACUUGUAGCCAUUUAAGAGAACGAAACGAUUAAAAAUUGUUGUGUUAAGGA